Alternaria rosae is the source of this 3711-nucleotide messenger RNA. Its product is annotated as ras guanine-nucleotide exchange protein Cdc25p. Gene Ontology annotation, molecular function: protein binding; guanyl-nucleotide exchange factor activity. The record is from RefSeq and is a predicted model, not a curated record. Gene Ontology annotation, cellular component: plasma membrane. The coding region runs from base 1 to 3711 and encodes 1236 amino acids. Gene Ontology annotation, biological process: Ras protein signal transduction; positive regulation of GTPase activity. The transcript is spliced from 2 exons. Lineage: Eukaryota; Fungi; Ascomycota; Dothideomycetes; Pleosporales; Pleosporaceae.
AUGGAGUCCUUUGAGCAAGAAGAGAUGGAUAAGCGAUCGAGCGCACUGGUGGCGCCACUGAACAUUCACAAGUCGCCCGGGAGGUCGCGCUCGCGAGCCUUUGGCCACAGUCGUCAAUCCUCAUCGAGAGGAACACUCUCCAGCCGAUCGCAAUCGCAAAUAUCGCCACCUCUGACCCCGAAGACUUCGAGUGAAGCCAUGGCGCUGCAGCAGCAACAACAUCCGCAACCUGUAUUCCACAACUACCUCCGUGCGUUCUACCAUUACAGCCCGAGUACGACAGUGUCGUCCUCAACCGACGAGUCGUCCAUCACCGUCGCCAUCAAUCAAGGCGAUGUAAUCCUCGUGCACUCUGUUCAUCCCAAUGGCUGGGCCGAUGGAACAUUAUUGGCCUCAGGGGCCCGCGGAUGGCUGCCCACCAACUACUGCGAACCCUACGACAACCCCAUCAUACGGAAUCUUUUGACCGCGUUAACAUAUUUGUGGGAUCUGGUCCGCGACGGAGAGAAUGGCGAUCUCGGUGCCUUCUCAAGACAAGACUACGUCAAGGGCAUGAUUGUUGGCGUCCGCCUCUUCCUUGAACGUACUGAGUGCUUGCAGAAGGAUUCACGCCUCAUCCUCACACACGUAAGUCUACGGCGCAUGCGGAAAGCUCUCUUAGGAGAUCUUUCCACACUCGUCAAGACAGCUAAGACCUUGCAAGAAGCCCUACAGUCGAACGAGCUGCAGGUGCCUGUUUUCGAACACAUGGACGAACUUGUGUUCAAAUCCUUCAAGUUGGUGACUCGGGCCGUGCGUUUCCUUGACAUCUGGACGACAGACGCAGUGGCGCUGUCACUUUUCGAGCUUGGCGACGCGAGUAGUCAUCGGCCACUCACCCCGCCGUCCGACUCGGUCGAUGCUGCUGUGGAACCACAAGCAAUAUCAGCCCCCUCGGGCGAGAACAGGCUUUCAGCGAACGGAUGCGACUCUUCGGUUGCGCAGGGUACACAAUCGGCGCACGACGACUGGUACACCACUGCUCAGCCGCAGAGGAACCUGAACCGCCUAUCAGUUGCAUUUUCGUUGCCCUCGGAAACAGAUUCUCUUCAAUCACCAAUACUCCCCUCUCAUUCCUCAGUACAGUCGAAACGUAUCUCCAUGACACAUCGCUUGUCGUACACCGGUAAAUCAGCGAGUGCACGCAAAGGAAACCUGGCCACCGAGAGGCUGAACGCCGCGCACGACGCUUUCCUGGGCUACAUUGGUUCCUUUAUUGGGUUGCACCUGCAAUCACGGUCCUCGGAAGAGCUUGCUCAGAUCACCCAGCACUCUGUGAUAGCGUGCCGCCAACUUCUCAAAGUUGUCGAAGAAGUAUGGGAACGAGACUCGCGCCGAUCCGAACAACUGGAAGAAGCACGAGACACCAUGUACACCCGUUUGACUGAACUAGUACAAGCGACCAAGGACAUGUUCAUCAAUGCCGACGCUGACGUUGAAGAGGUGGUAGCGCCUGAAGCUGGAAAGCAGAUCGUGGCUGCCGCUACAAGCUGUGUUCGCUCUGCUGGUGAUUGCGUCACCAAGGCUAGGGUUGUGAUCGAGAGGAUUGGCGAUUUCGAGUUCGAAGCCGAACCUGCUGGUCUCGGGCUCUCGGAUACGAUCUUCCAAGAACCCGACGAAGACAACCAGGCGUCCACAGCUAGGUCCGCAUCGCCUAAGCCUACAGAAACCGUCCUGGAGACCAACAAACCACUACCCGCUACGCCAGUUGAGGAACACGAAAUGCCUCCACCACUAGUCAUCUCAGAGUCAAAGCCACUACCCGAGGUGCCGCAACCAUCACCACUCGAGACCAACAGGCUUAGCCUUCAGCCUUCGUCCCAGCCCAUCAUCGUCGAGAGCCCAACUGCAGUAUCGUUCAGGUCGUCCCGGUCAUCAUUGCCUCCUCUCAAUGCGGUGCCUACGCCGGUUCUGGCUCCGCCCCAUGCGUCUGAUUCCGUCGACAGUCCCUUGAGCACGACUCAGGGAAGUUUUGCCGGUUCGACCAAAACUGACAGCGUCCACGUUUCAGUAAACGAUGGGAGCAGCACCUACUUCAGUGCACAAGGCGAUUCUGCAAGCAUUCUUUCCCACACGUCCACGCGUGCCACUACCCCAGAUCAUUCGCCUACGAAGAAAGAGAGUUGUCAAACCCUGAUCAGCAGCUUUGGCAGCUCCUCUGAGCUCCGGUCUCUAGCAAGCGAAGAUGUCGCUGCUGGCGAAGAGCACUUGUUGGAGACCACCUAUGUCCAUGAAUUGAUCUACAACAAAGAGGGCCAAAUUUCUGGCGGUUCCCUCCCAGCGCUUGUAGAGCAGCUGACUACUUUCGAAUCCACCCCAGAUGUCGUCUUUGUCAACGCGUUCUAUCUGACGUUCCGCCUCUUCACCACGCCACUCGACCUCGCGCAAUGCCUGAUCGACCGUUUUGACUACAUCGGCAACAGUCAGACCGUCGGUGUGCCGGUGCGUCUUCGUGUCUACAAUGUGUUCAAGGGUUGGCUGGAAAGCCAUUGGUGUGGCGAGAGCGAUGCUGUUGCUCUAGGCGUCAUCCUCGCGUUCGCCACCGGAAAGCUCAGGGCUGCUAUGCCUGCUGCUGGCAAAAGACUUGCCGAGCUUACUUCCAAGGUAACGGAAGUAAGGGCCGGGGCUCUUGUACCUCGAUUGGUAUCAUCGCUCAGUCAGACAGGUGCUUCAAACCCUGCGUUCACUCUUGCGGACAGCAAUGUGCCGUCGACAAUUGUGACUAAGAGCCAACUCAACGCUCUGCGAGGUAGCAAAGAGGGCAGAACGCAAUGCAGCAUCUUGGACUUUGAUCCUUUAGAACUUGCCAGGCAAUUUACCAUCAUCGAGUCAAGGCUCUUCUGUGCCAUCCAACCCGAAGAGCUUCUUGCCCUGGAAUGGACCAAGAAAAAAAACUCGAAGGCUCGUAACGUCAAAGCAAUGUCAACGCUUUCGACCGACCUGGCAAAUCUAGUUGCCGACACCAUUCUGCAGCUCGAGGACGCAAAGAAGCGUGCUGUUGUUAUCAAGCAAUGGGUCAAAGUUGCGGCCAAAUGCUUGGAGCUCAACAAUUACGAUUCGUUAAUGGCCAUCAUCUGCUCACUCAACUCAUCCAUGGUCAUGCGUCUCAAACGUACAUGGGAGAUUGUAUCCACGAAAACGAAGGCUCGCCUAGAUGAACUGAAGGCGAUUACCGACGUAGGUCGUAAUUAUGCUGUCCUCCGACAGCGUCUGCACAACCACGUCGCGCCAUGCAUUCCUUUCGUCGGUAUCUACCUUACCGAUCUUACGUUUAUCGACGUCGGCAAUGGCACCACACGGCAGCUCCCUGGAGACUCCGGUUCUGACAGCGUCUCUGUCAUCAACUUCGACAAACACAUGAAGACAGCCAAGAUCAUCGGCCAGCUCCAAUCAUUCCAAGUUCCUUACCGUCUGGCUGCCAUACCAGAAAUGCAGGACUGGAUGGAGAGCCAAAUCCAGCGAAUGCAUGCAAGUGACCAGGCCAACGUGCAAAGCUAUUAUCGCCGAUCGCUGCUUCUUGAGCCGCGUGAGGCUCAACACUCUACGAGGGGCUCACCCUCCAUCGACAACAGUGCACAAAGCACCUUUUCAGCAGAGAGCCGAACCAAUUCGAAAGACAAGUUCGAGUUUCUCAACUUCAAUUUCUCGACUGCGAACCUGAAGGGUUCAUAG